Peniophora sp. CBMAI 1063 is the source of this 870-nucleotide messenger RNA. Lineage: Eukaryota; Fungi; Basidiomycota; Agaricomycetes; Russulales; Peniophoraceae. The record is from the annotation of a GenBank genome assembly.
AUGUCAUCCCGGUCUGCUGGGCAGGAUGCGCUCUUCAAGUACGUCGAGGGCUUCGCUCACGAUCCCGACGACGCGCUGGUCGAAAGGUGCCGCGCCAUAUGCCAACCUUAUAACCACCCCUUUAUCGGCCCAGUCCUUCAGUACAAGGUCGACGAUUAUAACUUAGGCAGACACCUAGUAUUCUGCAAGGGUACGCAUCCGGACAACCCCGACAACCCCGGUCGUGUCUGGAUGCCUGUUUCUCCGCCCCUCACCAUUGCUCAACGCCGUCUGGUGCGAGAAUUUCGCGACGAGCGCGGCUUGCGCGCAGACGGCACACUCGUUGCGAAGAAGGUACCUACGCUCCCCAAGAAAGCUGGCCAAAAGAAGAAAAAGAAAAAGCUCAAUACGCCGUCUUCCGAGAUAAUCGACAUCAGCUCCGAUACCGCGCCACCUUCUCCGGACACCUCCCGAGCGCGUCUCGCCCGAUCGCCAAGUGUCGAAAUCAUCCGCGUCGUACCCGCGCCCGUGCGCGUUCUUCACGACAAGCUCGAUAUUUGGUAUUUCUCGGACAACGAGAAGCUCCCGGUAUCCUUGACCCUCAAGGCUCGGCCCGCUCGUCAAGAAUUCCGUUUUCGUCAAUACGAGGACGUUCUGCUGUCUAUCGAGCUCAAACAGACGGACGCGGUCAUGGUUCUCACCACGGCCAUCGGAGGCAUCCGGACGUGGUCCACCUUCCGCGUAUCCGAUCUCAUGAUCCCGCGCACUCAGUGCAAGAUCGUCCUCGCCCGCCCGCGUGUGCAGACCCCGCACAGCCGCAUCUUAGACUAUGAAGACCACGCAUACCCGGGAGCCGCCUCGCUGUCGAAACGUAUCCUGCCGCUACCGUAG